GUUGAAGAACUGUGAAGGAGAGGAAGCUCAUGGACCAUGUGGACCAAGAUGGCGUUAUCAUCGCGUUUGUUUUUGUGCGGUCGCUUUGGCCGAUUCGCAGAUGCCGUCUUGCUCAUUAACAAACAGCCUACAGUUCCGCUUACUUGCAGAUGUUAUGUUGCCGUCAGUCAAAGAAAUCAGUUGCAGUUCAAACUGGAUGAACGUACAGCCCACAGCAGCCUCGAUCUCUUCAAGAAAGACACUGGUGUGAUUUACCGAAUGCUGGGUCUAGACCCAAGUCAUGUCCAGGAUUCCCCUCUGCGAUUUCGGGACUGGGCCGUCGUCUUUGCUGACAGUCGUGUCGACUCUGGAUGUCACUACUGGGAAGUCACGGUUAAAAAGUCACAGGAGUUUCGCAUUGGUGUUGCAGAAGCGUCUAUGUCUCGUGAUGAGUGCAUAGGCACAAACUCCUCCUCAUGGGUCUUCUCCUACAUGCACAGUAAGUGGUAUGCCAUGACCACCAACAAGCAGGUGCCUGUGUCGCUGGUGGGGAAGCCAGAUCGAGUGGGCCUGCUCUUGGACUUUGAGGCUGGCAAGCUCAGUUUAGUAGAUCCCCAGAUUUCAAAAGUGGUGCACUCGCUAAAGACUCAUUUCCCCUCGCCGAUCUGCCCAGCUUUUGCACUGUGGGAUGGUGAAAUACUCACACACUCUGGGUUGGAGGUGCCAUCAGAGCUUAAAUAGAGUUCACACAUGCUUCCUUUAAACUUUUUUUGGAUUAGAAAAGCAAUAAGCAGUGUAUGAGUCCCAAGUGAAAAGCAGUACAUUGUGUCCCUGGAAUAUUAGCUGAGAUACUAAGCAGAAUGUUUAGUUAAAUCACUGCAUAAACCAUGUUGGGAUAAAAUGUUGAUGAGCCAUGGGACUGUGCAUAUAAAUGAAACAUUAUUUAAAACAUUAAUAAUACAUGUAACAUGUAUCAACAUUUAUAUGCUGUUAUAUGAUGGGUUCAAUAAAUCUGUUAUGUCUUCUACUGAUUCCUGAAGAUAAAUAUAUGGCAGUGUGCAUGCCUUGUCUUUAUACAUGCAAUCUCUGUGUGCAUUUUCAUAUGUAUGUGUUCAAUAAAAGAGACUGUUUAGCAGUAA
Hemibagrus wyckioides is the source of this 1118-nucleotide messenger RNA. RefSeq names its product SPRY domain containing 4 (gene spryd4). Lineage: Eukaryota; Metazoa; Chordata; Actinopteri; Siluriformes; Bagridae. The coding region runs from base 37 to 720 and encodes 227 amino acids. The transcript has 2 exons. Gene Ontology annotation, molecular function: protein binding. The record is from RefSeq and is a predicted model, not a curated record.